UAAUGAUUACACCCCUGUUGUGCACACAGUCAUUGAAUGCACAUAUAAAGUUUAUUGGCGGAGGAUGUUUAUUUUCUGCCCGAGUUAUUUAUUAUUGCCAUUCGUUGUCUUGUUGGCUUGAAAUGUAGCUUUCUGGUUUAAUUACACUGAAAAAGAUUCACUGAACGCAGGUUGUGAUCUCCAGUAUUGGUGCCCAUCAUGGCAGGAGGCAUCACAGAGACCGGGGAGCUCUACUCCCCGUAUGUGGGCUUGGUGUACAUGUUUAAUCUGAUCGUGGGCACGGGGGCACUGACGAUGCCCAAGGCCUUUGCCCAAGCAGGUUGGGCGGUCAGCCUGGCGCUCAUCUCCUUCCUGGCGUUUAUGAGUUACAUGACCACUACAUUUGUGAUCGAGGCCAUGGCAGCGGCCAACGCUCAGCUGCGCUGGAAGAGGAGGGAGCAGGAAGAGGUCCAAGACAACGACUCCACUUCUGAUUAUUCGGAUGAUGAUGUCCGGGGACGAUCAGAGCCAGAGACGAGGCCCAUUUUGUCAGUCCAGCGAACAGGAGGAGGACACGUGGAUCACUUUGACAUUGUGGAGAGGGUAGAGAUGGGUCAAAUGGCCUCCAUGUUCUUCAACAAAGUUGGUGUCAACAUGUUCUACAUCUGCAUGGUAGUCUACCUGUACGGAGACCUGGCCAUCUAUGCUGCUGCUGUGCCCAUAUCACUAAUGGAAGUAGCCUGUGGUAACCACUCAUGCAGUGCUGGCAGUGUGAAAUACGACGACACCGACUUGUGCUGGGGGCCUGUCACCAGGAAAGACGCCUACAAGGUGUUUCUGAGCAUCUUCACCUUGAUGUUGGGCCCUUUCGUCUUCUUCGAUGCUCAGAAGACUAAAUACCUCCAGAUCCUCACCUCACUCAUGCGCUGGAUCGCGUUCACCAUGAUGAUUAUCCUGGCUCUGAUCCGUAUUGGUAAAGGCCGGGGCGAAGGCCACCCCCGUAUGGCCCAGAUCUCUGGGGUGCCAAACCUGUUUGGAGUGUGUGUCUACUCCUUCAUGUGCCAGCACUCCCUGCCCUCCCUGGUGACACCCAUCUCUGAUAAGAGGCGUGUGGGUACCCUGGUGGUGUGUGACUAUGUCCUCAUCCUUGGCUUCUACGGCCUGCUCUCCUUCACAGCCAUCUUCUGCUUCGACAGCUCGCUGCUACACGACAUGUACACCCUCAACUUCACUGACAACUGUGACGUGCUGGACAUCCCCGCUUUGCGCUACUUCCUGGGCCUCUUCCCAGUCUUCACCAUCAGCACCAACUUCCCCAUCAUCGCAGUCACGCUGCGCAACAACUGGAAGACCCUCUUCCACCGUGACGGGGGCACCUACCCCUGGGUGGUUGACCGCAUCGUCUUCCCCCUCAUCACCCUGGUGCCGCCCAUCAUCGUGGCUUUCUGCACCCACAACCUGGAGUCCCUGGUGGGCAUCACGGGCGCCUACGCUGGCACGGGCAUCCAGUACGUCAUCCCCGCCCUGCUGGUGUACUUUGGCCGGCGCCACCUGGUGCCUAUGCUGGGCACGGACGAGGUCAAUAAGCACCAGUCCCCGUUCCGCCACACCUUCUGGGUGUGGUUCGUAGUGGUGUGGGCUACCUUCUGCCUCAUGUUUGUCACAGCCAACAUCAUCCUGGAGGACACCAAGAAAUGAGGACACGGACUGGUUGUGAAAGACCGGUUUCUCUGUGUGGGUGUCUUGUAUUUCUACAUUCUCUCUACCUGAGACCUUCCAGAACAUGGUACAGGCUGAACGGUGUGCCUUUUUAUGCUGCUCUUGUAGCAUGGGAACCCUUUUAAUUACAGCGGUAAUCAGCAGUUGAAACCAUUAUAAAGUGUCCUCCCCACCCCUGUGUCAGUAAAAAGAUGGGACUGGAGAAAUGUAGCCAUUAUAAAGUGUCCUCCCCACCCCUGUGUCAGUACAAAGGAUGGGACUGGAGAAAUGUAGCCAUUAUAAAGUGUCCUCCCCACCCCUGUGUCAGUACAAAGGAUGGGACUGGAGAAAUGUAACCAUUAUAAAGUGUCCUCCCCACCCCUGUGUCAGUAAAAAGGAUGGGACUGGAGAAAUGUAACCAUUAUAAAGUGUCCUCCCCACCCCUGUGUCAGUAAAAAAGAUGGGACUGGAGAAAUGUAGCCAUUAUAAAGUGUCCUCCCCACCCCUGUGUCAGUACAAAGGAUGGGACUGGAGAAAUGUAACCAUUAUAAAGUGUCCUCCCCACCCCUGUGUCAGUAAAAAGGAUGGGACUGGAGAAAUGUAACCAUUAUAAAGUGUCCUCCCCACCCCUGUGUCAGUAAAAAAGAUGGGACUGGAGAAAUGUAGCCAUUAUAAAGUGUCCUCCCCACCCCUGUCAGUAAAAAGGAUGGGACUGGAGAAAUGUAACCAUUAUAAAGUGUCCUCCCCACCCCUGUGUCAGUAAAAAAGAUGGGACUGGAGAAAUGUAGCCAUUAUAAAGUGUCCUCCCCACCCCUGUGUCAGUACAAAGGAUGGGACUGGAGAAAUGUAACCAUUAUAAAGUGUCCUCCCCACCCCUGUGUCAGUACAAAGGAUGGGACUGGAGAAAUGUAACCAUUAUACAGUGUCCUCCCCACCCCUGUGUCAGUACAAAGGAUGGGACUGGAGAAAUGUAACCAUUAUAAAGUGUCCUCCCCACCCCUGUGUCAGUACAAAGGAUGGGACUGGAGAAAUGUAACCAUUAUAAAGUGUCCUCCCCACCCCUGUGUCAGUACAAAGGAUGGGACUGGAGAAAUGUAACCAUUAUAAAGUGUCCUCCCCACCCCUGUGUCAGUAAAAAAGAUGGGACUGGAGAAAUGUAACCAUUAUCAAAUUCAUGGACUAGCCAUCCAUGAUAUCAAAAUGAUAGUUUAGUGUUUAUUUACAUUUACUUUGUUUAUAACAUUGGAGUACAACAAGCUUAUAUUAUAGGUACUGGUCAGUUGUGAGAGUUGAACUAAGCGGAUGAGGCAUUUACAUGUUAUAUUCUUCAAUAAUCAAUGGGCACAUAUAAUUAAUAGAUGUAUCAACUGCAGAUCACCCAUUUUAAGAGUAAUCUAUAUCAUUUGUGGAAAGGGACCAAAUAUCUUGUGAUUGUAUGAAAGCUGCUACCGUAUGUAGGAACACAAGGAAGAGGACCUUGUUCACUCUGUUCCAGUGUCCCUCUGUAGAAAAAUACAAGCUGAACAAUCAGACUGUAUUAGCAAGGCAUUGCACUACACAACAGCACUGUUUUUAAGCAUAUACAAAGAGCUGGUCAACUUGUUUCCAAAUGCCUCAUUUUAAAUCCACAAUAACUGAAGGAAGGAUAGAGCAGGGAGGUGUCAGUGUUCCUCUGGACCUUCAGAAACAGUGUUGCGGCUAAAGACAGAAUAUGCUGAAACUAUGGAGAGAGGAUGGAGAGUGGAGGAAAAAUAUAACCUGACAACUAACUCAACGCUCCUGUUCCUAAUGGCAAUGCAGAGAGACUUUAAUGUGGCUUUAAAAUGAACUUGGGAUGGUGAAAAAAGCAAGCUAAAUGAAUCUCUUAUAAUCAGUUUAUUAUGGCUGGCAUUUCUACAUUCCUCACUGGUGGCUCUGCCUCAGUUCUCCUUGUCUUCCCUGUGAACAAUGAACCUUUGUCCAUGACAGAUCCCUGACUGAUGGGCCUGAUGACAGAGCUCCGUCUCUGGUCAUCAGGAGACCGAUCUUGAGUUCAAACUCUGUACACAUACCACCCUCAUGUUUUACUGUUCACCACCAAAUCAUCAGCCCUUCAUCUACUCCAUGUCAGCACCUGACUGCUCUUUGUUGAACUUUAACCCCAGAAAAUUAUCAAUGGACACAGGAAGGUUUAUGUUGGCUACAUCACCAGGAGCCAGCUGGCACAGUGCCUAAUGUACCACAAAGAUGCCUCUACAGUAGUCCCAGUAUAUCUAUUUUUGCAAUCACUGGUUUUCUCAUACCAUGAACUGCACUGUUGGUUAAGGUCUUGUAAGUAAGCAUUUCACGGUAAAGUCUACACUUGUUGUAUUCGGCGCAUGUGGCAAAUAAAGUUUGAUUUGAUUUUAACCAUCUGUCUCAUGCUCGCAACGAGAAUUUCUCAGCUUUCUGAUUUGUUGACAGCUCUUUACUUGAGGUUUUAAUACAGUUUCCUGGUAGCUCAGUUUGAUCGACUAAUUAGAUUUUACUUCCAGACUUGGGAACAGCCUCUUCGCCCUGAGCUCUGCUCAUGCCCACGUUAUACGCUUCUGUCUCAUUGUCAUAUACUCUGGUUCUAUAUAUCUAUUUAUAUCUCUGCUCUAUAGAAUAUAUAUUAUGUCCUAUUAUUGUCAUCAAGUUUGGAGCCCAACUACAGGAGUCAUAUCUUUGAAACAGUAUUGUUGUUGGGGAAUGUAAAUCAUGUUUUGUGGUGUAGGGUUCCAUAUUACAUGGUCACAUUUAGAAUAGUGGUUCUCUUUUACUAUGUAAGUGCUAAAGUAAUAGCUAAAGUGUAUCGUUAGCUGGCUGUCAUGAGCACUCACCUGGUCAAAAAGGGAAAUACUUAUUGCCAUUCAUGGUUUGCACCUGCAACAUUGCACAAGUUUGCACAUAAUUGCCUUGGGUUUGACCUUGUGUGUUUUACGUAGACUUUUGCAAAUGGUUUAUCAUCAAGAUGUUUGUAAGGGUUGAUAACUAUGGUAUUCAUAACCCAUCAACAUAUACAGCUUGACACUAUUUAAAAUGCAUUAGACUAAUAGUCAUGCAUUGUAGCAUAUUGAUGGUAUUGUGUGUGUUAGGACAGAAAAAGUGUGACUAUUUCUGUAACACUGCUUCUCUCAAUCUUGGGUUCCUUCUGGUAAUUAUUGUCAACAUUACAUUUCUGCAUGCAGCUCCUUUCAAAAUGUUGUAGUCAGUUGUUCCUUUAAGCUUCCAGAUUGUGGUGGAUAGUUACUCUUAUUUUUCCUCAUCUUCUUUUCAAUACAAAUGUGCAAUAUGUUUUGAACUGGGUUGGGGAAGUAAGAUUUCAAGCAAAUUUGAACUGUUUGAGAGUGUUUGUCUGUGUGUAUUCUUGUGUCAGUGUGUCACUUCGAAAAGAUUUUAAAUGCGUGUGUCUGACUCUUCUUUGGAGUUGUGAAAUGUGCCUUUUUUCCCGGGGUUAUUGUUUCCAUUAAUUUGUUGACUUGUUUUUCCUGGCAUGUCUUUGUUUUAAGCAGCCUGUCAGAUAAGAUCUGCAUGUAAGCCAGUUAAAUUAACUGACAACCAAUGUCUCUUAAAAUAAACUGGGAUAUCCUUGUCUUCUAAAGUGUGGGUUCGCCUCGUCUUGACUUUGAGACAGUUUUGUGAGUAUUAAAGAGAUGUAAUAUUAACAUUGUAAUUUCAGAACCUUUCCUUAAUAUAUCAACGUUUUAAUGGUGGAAUGAUAGUUUUUUACAAUAUUUUUUCCAGAAUGUUAAAACAAAUGCAUUAUGGGUUGAAUGCUGUAACACAGAAUAAACAAUGAAUUAAAGUCCCAUGACAGUAGACUGCCCCUUACUACAUAUAAUCAUUUAUUCACAUUACUUUAAUAAAAUAUUUCCGUCGUGUAUAUUACAUUAGCUCUAUUUGAUGACUUCAUUUCAUUCCAAGUCAUCUCAUCUAUAUAGAGCUGCUGUCUGGCAUUAUCACUUUUUUUGGUGAUUCUUCAAAGUAAAUAAGGCACAUUUAGGGCUCCCGAGUGGCGCAGCGAUCUAAGGCACUGCAUCUCAGCUGUAUCACAACCGGCCUUGAUUGAGAGUCCCAUAGGGCGGCGCACAAUUGGCACAGCGUCGUCCGGGUUUGGCCGGUGGAGGCAGUCAUUGUAAAUAAGAAUUUGUUCUUAACGGACUUGCCUAGUUAAAUACAUUUUAUGAUUGCUGAUACCAAUACAAAUUUUGUCAUGUGCCGAAUACAACUGGUGUAGACUGUUACGAAUCCCUUUUGGCCCGACAGUCUAGGAGGGGGAUGGUAAUGAGACCCGUAACAUAACUCAUGCAAAUUCUAAUAGUGACAAAGUAAAAGUGCGAACAAAACUACGACAACUGAAAUCUACCGUCAAACUCAAGGUUUAUUUGUAAACACACGGUAAUGGGGGGAGCAGGAAAAGGGGCUGAGCUGGACCCAAGGAAAGAAACAAUAAGUAUUAAAAAAAAAAAAAAAAAGCUAGACUAGCCUACUUUAACAGCUAACUAACCAAAAAUACAGUGGGUGGUCUGCCCAGUUCUAACUAGUGUAUUUACCAAAGUCUACCUACGGGUAGUGUAUGCCCAUGGGCGACUUGUCUUGGUUUCCCCUUUUCCCACCAGCAAUCAAACACAAACACCAUAACCAAAAACAAUACUCACAGGUGAUGACAAAGUGCUAUGGAGGUGCUCAAACAAAAGAGAGGUUAAUACACAAAGAGAGCGUGAAACACAGCAACCUACAGACAUGGCAUUUACAGAGAGAUUUAGCUCUAGAGCAAACAAAUGAUGGGGUUUUUAAACCAAGGGAAAGGAACUGUGAUUGGGUAGGAAACAGGAGGAGGUGUGUCUUCUGAUUGAUGAUUGGAUUAGUGACUGAUUGGGGAGUGAUGAUUUUCACCUGUGAGGGGAGAAGGAGAGAAAAGAACACAGGAUACAUAUACACACAGACACAGGAUACCUGUAUCCGUAACAACCUUACAGUGAAAUGCUUACUUACAAGACCAUAACCAACCAGUUUUAAGAAAAAUACCUAAAAAAAUAAGAAAUAAAAGUAACAAAUAAUUAAAGAGCAGCAGUAAAACAACAAUAGCGAGGCUAUAUACAGGGGAUGCCAUUUAGUCGAGGUAAUUGAGGUAUAUAUAUUCAUGUGGGUAGAGUUAUUAAAGUGACAUGCAUAAUAACAUAGAGUAGCAGCUUCACUUAGAUCAUGUAUUUUCAGGUAGAGAUACCUCACGCAACUGCUCUAUCACGUGUUUUUUUGUCUCUUCUCUUCUCUCCCUCUGUGUAUGCCCCACACAGACCAGACAAGUAGGCAUGCAAUGGAUUAUGGUCAUUGUAGUUAAUUACCACGUUUUCUGCACUAAACGAUGUAGAAUAUUGGCCUGUUGGAAACUACAACUUCCUACUGAGCUCACAGAAAAAACUAAAUGGAAUUCAAAUAAUUGAACCAAGGUCAGCCAAUAAGUUGUUUAAAAACUGAAAGAUAACUGAAAUGUUGGCUAAUUGACUGAGGCAAGCAAAUCUCUUGUCAAUUCAACCACAGACCAGUCAGAUUUGAGAGAUUUGCUGUCUCCAGUCAAUUUGACAAUAAGAUUUGCUGGCCCAGUCAAUUUGACAAUAAGAUUUGCUGUCUCCAGUCAAUUUGACAAUAAGAUUUGCUGUCUCCAGUCAAUUUGACAAUAAGAUUUGCUGUCUCCAGUCAAUUUGACAAUAAGAUUUGCUGUCUCCAGUCAAUUUGACAAUAAGAUUUGCUGUCUCCAGUCAAUUUGACAAUAAGAUUUGCUGUCUCCAGUCAAUUUGACAAUAAGAUUUGCUGGCCGCAGUCAAUUUGACAAUAAGAUUUGCUGGCCGCAGUCAAUUUGACAAUAAUAUUUGCUGUCUCCAGUCAAUUUGACAAUAAGAUUUACUGUCUCCAGUCAAUUUGACAAUAAGAUUUGCUGGCCCCAGUCAAUUUGACAAUAAGAUUUGCUGGCCCCAGUCAAUUUGACAAUAAGAUUUGCUGUCUCCAGUCAAUUUGACAAUAAAGAUUGGCUGUCUCCAGUCAAUUUGACAAUAAGAUUUGCUGUCUCCAGUCAAUUUGACAAUAAGAUUUGCUGUCUCCAGUCAAUUUGACAAUAAGAUUAGCUGUCUCCAGUCAAUUUGACAAUAAGAUUUGCUGUCUCCAGUCAAUUUGACAAUAAGAUUUGCUGUCUCCAGUCAAUUUGACAAUAAGAUUUGCUGUCUCCAGUCAAUUUGACAAUAAGAUUUGCUGGCUCCAGUCAAUUUGACAACGAGAUUUGCUGGCUCCAGUCAAUUUGACAAUAAGAUUUGCUGUCUCCAGUCAAUUUGACAAUAAGAUUUGCUGUCUCCAGUCAAUUUGACAAUAAGAUUUGCUGGCUCCAGUCAAUUUGACAACGAGAUUUGCUGGCUCCAGUCAAUUUGACAACAAGAUUUGCUGGCUCCAGUCAAUUUGACAAGAGACGGUUCGUUGUUGAGUUGUUACAUGUAGUACCUUUAAUUCACUGUGUUGCAUAAGUUCAACUGUUGUUCUUUUUACAAUGGUUUUCAAUGAUUUUGCCUGUAUGUGAAUUCAAUCAAUGCUCAUUCUAAGUGUUUCAAUUGUAUGAUUCCUAUGUUUCUGUUUCGAAAAGGAAAUAAAAGCAUUUUGUUUUUCUGGACCUUUUGAACCUUAAUUAAAGAACAGAUGUUUGAAAUUAA
Oncorhynchus nerka (sockeye salmon) is the source of this 8372-nucleotide messenger RNA. Its product is annotated as transmembrane protein 104-like. The record is from RefSeq and is a predicted model, not a curated record. Lineage: Eukaryota; Metazoa; Chordata; Actinopteri; Salmoniformes; Salmonidae. The coding region runs from base 199 to 1677 and encodes 492 amino acids. The transcript has 10 exons.